AUCUACAUCACCAAUUAUGACCUGCAACAGUGGCUCCCUCUAAUUUUAAUUGCAUUUUCCGUAGUUUGCGCUGCGCCUUCUGUCUGUGGUUUCCCGCUAUUUUUGCCACUCUGGCAGCGCUUCAACGGUCAGCUGUUUCUCUCUUCUUUGGCAACGCAUUGUUUUGCUUUGUUUAUUACUGUAUUAAAUGUUUUUUUAGGAUUAAAGCCACAGUGUUCAUGCUGGAGGUGCCCCUAGAGAUGGUGAGGAACAGAAGCCGCACAAGGAGCAGCCAGCGCAGCCGACGCGGCCGCAGGCAGCAGAAGGAGGCUGCGGUCAGACAAGCGGCAUCAUCGAUCAUGGGAGGAGGAACGGCAGACGAGAUGUGGAGCAACACGCACAGAAGGCUCUUCCAGUGGCACCACAUGCAGGUGCAGCGUCUUUGCCAAGGACAAUAUCGGCAACAGGAGGAGCGCGAGCAGUGCCUGGAGGAGAGCUCCACUUCCGAAGCCGAAGAGGAGGCGGCGACGGCAGCUGCGGCGACAACCAUCGACGAGGAAUACUUGCAGUUCCUGGCAGUGACACUCAGGCAUCAGCAGGAGCUAAAGCAACGACGUGCUGCCGCAUCGAUAUCCACACCGGACUCAACCUUAGAUUAAGUUUAGGCUAAGAUUUUGUAUCUUUUUUACGCGAGUAGUAAACGUUGCCCCACGACCGCACAAAGAAAGCCGCCUUGGGAUGUCUGAUUUUUGAGUUCGUCGUCGGAGGCACAACUGUA
Messenger RNA from Drosophila miranda, 757 nucleotides. RefSeq lists its product as uncharacterized. The record is from RefSeq and is a predicted model, not a curated record. Bases 219 to 638 code for a protein of 139 amino acids. NCBI's taxonomy places the organism in Eukaryota, Metazoa, Arthropoda, Insecta, Diptera, Drosophilidae. The transcript has a single exon.